GAGAGAACCUCUUCUCCAAACUUAACCAACCCUCUGGAACUCCUCGCUCCUCCUUCCUGUCGCUCCUUCUCCACAUCCUAGCCAUCGCCAUGGCGAGAGGCUUCCACGGCGUGAGGGCAGACCUCUCCGAGCUCGCGCGCCACAUCGUCGACAUCGCUUGCUUCCUCUCCCCGCUCGUCCACGCCCCCACCCACGCCGACUCCCCCCCGCCGUCCCCCCGCCCUCCCUCCCGCGUGCUCGCGGGGAUCCUCGCCGAUUUCGCCGAGAUCAGCGGGGGCCUCCGCAGCGGCCUGUCGCGGCUCUCUACGAUCGCCUUCAGGAAAGCCCCGACGCCGCCGGAUAGGGAUCGAGGGUCGAGGGAAUCGAGGGUCGGCGGGGUGUCAGAGGAGGUCGUGGAGUUUGUCACGGAACUUGUGGAGUGCCCCGAAUCGUGGCUGGAGUUUCCGGUCCCUGUGGAUGAUGAUUUUUUAAUGUCUCAUUCUCAAAGAGAGCAUAUAUCAACUGUUGAGCGCUUGGUUCCAAGUAUAACAGCUCUUAGGAUCAGCCUUUGUCCAACUUAUAUGAGUGAGGAAUGUUUUUGGAAGAUAUACUUUGCACUAUUGCAUCCAAGGCUGAAUAAGCAUGAUAUGGAGUGCUUAUCAACCCAGCAGGCACUGUGCAGCACCUUUACUGCCUAUGUAUGGCGACUGCUUUUGGAAACCUUUGAUGAAAUUCCAGUGAAAGAUAACAAAUGUGAAAGAAUCAGAAACAGGAGAAACCUCAAGAUGAAGAUAUAAAUAUGUUUGCAGCAAUUAUGAUUAUCAAAUGACCUUUUCUGGUAUUGAAUUUGCUGAUGCAGAGAAACAAGUUCAAGUGUCGUGUUCAUUCAUUCACGAGUCAUGCAAACCUAUAUCAGAACCAUCUUUUGUCUCUGCUCUCUCUCUCUCUCUCUAUUCUGAUUUUUUCCUCCUUUGCACAUAUUGAAGGAUCUGAUAUUUUCACUUCCUCAACCCUAUGGCACUUUGAACAUCUUGAGGCCCUACUGAGCAAUUCGUUUAAUGCUGUUUGCUAGUCACUGCCAUUGAACAUUUUUCUCAGAGUAGCAUAUAGCCUUGUAAUCUUUAAUGUUUAGAUGCAAUGUUUGAAUAAUUUUGAUUACGUUUCUAUCAACGUGAGGACAUUAUGGAAACACUAGGGGGUCUCACAAGAUCACCUUUCAGUUUUGACAGCUUGUUUGAAGCAUACUGACUUAUGACUUCAAUGCAUCAACAUCCGACUUAGUCCUCAUUCAGGAUUCCAAUUCCAAGGAAAUUCUAGAUAAAAUGGUGCCAUGAUUCUCUUAAAUGAUGUCUUGAACUAUCAAGAGAAUCCUUUGCAUUCUUUUUGCGAAGAAUUAGCAUAAAUUAAAGGACAAUCCUUUUGACUUCCAUAAUUCUGAAAGGAAACAGACUGGAAGGCCCCAAGAGGAAUUUAAAACUAGCUUGUGAAAUGGAAACAGAUUGUAUGGAAGUUUCUGGAGGAAGAGUAUUAAUGCAGUAGACAUAAUUACAAUGAUCAAUGGCUAGCGAAGUUACUCCAAGUAGAAGCAGCGAGCAGUUAUCAGUUAUCAUAAUUGCCAUGUUUCAUGGCUGGUGGAGGAACGGUGAGUUAUAUUAGGCAGUUUAUAGCCUAGAAGAUGCUACUACUAGCAAGAAAUCUAUGUAUAAUGCAUGAUAGAACAUGUGAGCAUUCUGUAACCAAAGUUUAUUGUGUAACUAUAAAAAAGAUAUUUUGCUUCAUUCUUCGCCCAUUAUACAUCAACUGCACAUUAUGUCGGAUCAAUUUUAGAUAUGGUUUGAUUUUCUUCAACUGAUGCAAGUGUUCUCAGUAAUGUAUUUAGCCGAGGAGGUCUGGCAUGGCAUGACCAACUGGGUUAAAGGAGAAAAAAAGGGCACUGCUCAAUCCAGACAUUUUGACUGGCAACAUCUAGGUAGGCCUGCCAAAGCUGACUGGCUGUGCCUAGUCCAGACAUAUCAAAUAGAAACAUCUAGGCACAAUUAACUUCCCCCAAACUAGAUUUGAAAACAAGGGAUAAAAUGUCAUGUAGCAUGUGCAGUGUACAUGACAAAUUGAGAUGCAAUAUUUGAUGGGCCGCUGUGGUCCUAUCAACUAACUCUUAAGGAAAAUGCUUUGGGGCACCUGUAAAUUGCAUGUGUUAUGUUCAUCAGGCCUAUAACUGCUGCUUUGGCAAAUACAUAGCGCCAGACAUGGCAACAAAUCUGUGAGUUCAUGUGCACUUUUCAGGAGCUGCAUAGCAUUAUUCAACUUUUCAUGUAGCACGGCCAACCCACAUGACCAACUUAAGCGGAAGGAGUGUACAUGGUCGCUUGUGAAUCUUGUGAGCCCAUGUGCCUAUGAAAUUUAUAUGGCACAUGUACUGAACUUAAGAGGAAAGAAUAUAUAGUGGCUGAAAAAAAUAGAGGAAAAUUCUACUUUUCCCCUUGUUUUGAGUAGAAUAAUAAUUUUGUCUAACCUUCUUAAAUGGAAGUACAGGAAAAUAGAUUAUAAAGGACUUCAACCAUUUUGAAGAAAUGUUGAAUGCCAUACAAAAAAAAAAUCUUUGUAAGGAUUUAAUACCUUCCUCUCCUGCAUAUUGACUAAUUCUGAUUUUUGUUCCUGUAACAGGUCUGUAGACUUAUUUCACUUAUACUGUCUGUCCCUUGGCUUUUAUUGCGGUCAGGAAGGCAACGAAUUGGUUUUACCUGCUAGCCAUAAAUCUGGUUGCUAUAUAGUGUCUUGGAUGCACAGGUACAGUGCCUCUCCACAGGCAUCUGGCCUGGGGGCCGAGGCCCACUAUGGGUUUUGGGGAUGUCCGUAUACUUUUGCUUGUUCAGGAGUUUUGGGGAUCUUCUCUGUCUAGGCAUUUGAGAGGCAGUGAGACUGAGGGAUUUGUAUUGGGGUUUCUCUUCAUCAUUAUAUUCUCCUAUCCAAGAAAUGCCAUACCGGCCCAAACCGCACAGCACAGAACGUACCGUAUUGUACCGGUCGGUACCAAUAUUUGGUAUGGAUGGCGUACCGAUACUUGGUACGGGUGGCGUACCGAGUAUCGGUACCAAAAAAAUUCUGUACCAUACCAUAUAGAUACUGUGCAAGUAUGGCACCGGUAUGGGGUCCGGUACCAAGACGGCGAACCUUGCUCCUACCUUUUAUGAAGCUUCUUAUAAUUGUCUUGACCUGUCAAUGUGGACCAUAGGUUUAACCUGCCUCUCUCUCUUUAUUAAAAUGUCUUCUGCAAGUAUUUGUUUUAUUCAUGCUUUUUGUUACCACCUAUUUUACUUUUGGUAUACAUGCAUUUUGUAUUUUGUUUGUUCUUAUUUUCAUUCGAGUGGGAGGAAAUUUAUUUUUUCUAGAUUGUAGGUAGAAUCUUGACAUUUAAAUGCUGCUCAUAUUUUAUACUCUCUGGACUCUGGAGACUUUUUAGGGAGUGGUCAAUUUAGGACACCGAUGGACUUGCUAGCUGGCUUGUUCAAAUGGGCAGUCAAAUUUUCCUUUCAUCUGAAAAUUUAGACAAAAUUUUUGCCUAUUAUUGAUUUUGGAGCUCAUGUUUACACAUACUAAUGCUUUUUUGGCGCAAUAUUUGUGAGAACAUACUGACAUUUACUCGAAGCUUUCAAGAUUUGCACAAUAAGGUUGUUUAAUAUACUUCAUUUUUUUCACUAGUGAAUGUUAUGAAAUUAUAAUGCUCCAAACUUUUGAAAGUUAUCUUAUUAGGUGUCCUAUAAUGUUCUGACUUCUGAGCAUAUAAACUUCUACUUUGUAUGCCUGUGGAGGCAUGAAAUUGGAUUCUCUCUCGGUAAUAAGUAUAUCUGCAGAUUGUGGACUCCAUGCGAAUAAAAUUGAAGGAGAUGCAACAUAGGGUGGAUGCUCAGUCCCUGACCUUUAGGGCAGAGAGUUUUCCUUUGAUAACGAGCGGAAGCAAUAUGCAACUAGAGGAUGAUCAAGCUCAGGAAGCCUCAGCAAUCACCAAAAUAACGUCACAGCAAAGCAUGCAUGAGUGGUCUGAGGUACCUAGUGAGGUUGGCGAUACCACUGAUGGUGAAAAACAGUCCAGAACAGAAGACUUCUCAUUUAGAGAGAGAGAUGAUGGUAGCAUUGUUCU
Molecule: messenger RNA, 4117 nt
Organism: Phoenix dactylifera (date palm)
Lineage: Eukaryota; Viridiplantae; Streptophyta; Magnoliopsida; Arecales; Arecaceae
Source: RefSeq, a predicted model, not a curated record